This is a messenger RNA of Sceloporus undulatus (fence lizard), 3796 nucleotides long. It is a transcript of the gene ST3GAL4, whose product is annotated as ST3 beta-galactoside alpha-2,3-sialyltransferase 4. The transcript has 14 exons. The coding region runs from base 330 to 1418 and encodes 362 amino acids. The record is from RefSeq and is a predicted model, not a curated record. Gene Ontology annotation, biological process: glycolipid biosynthetic process. NCBI's taxonomy places the organism in Eukaryota, Metazoa, Chordata, Lepidosauria, Squamata, Phrynosomatidae. Gene Ontology annotation, molecular function: sialyltransferase activity.
AUGGGGAACUCGAGGCACAGAAGGUCUAACUGUUCUGUCCAAAGUGUCACAGUGGCCCUCCUAUAAGUUGAACCUGGAAGUCCUCACUACAGUAAUAGCGCAUAACUUGCAAAAAAUACAAAUGGGCUUGUAGAGUCUCAUCCUGUGAAGGUUCUGCUGUCUUGUUUGGACACAAAAGAAAAGAGUGUGCCAAGUUCAGGCAGUGAUGGUGAAUUUGUGUGAAGCUCAGCCUAGGCAGGAGUUUUGGAAAUCAGAAAACAGUGGUAAAGGAACGGCCCCCUUGACAUUCUGCUGAUAUAAUUUAGAAUCUGAGGGAAACGUUUGAAAGCAUGGAAGACACAGAAGAAAAUCCCAGUGCUCUUGAGGUGACUGACAGUAGUCGCCAUGAGAGCAAAAGCCACAGGACGGUACUUCAUCUGCUGAUAAAAAUGAUCAACAAGUCUCGAUGGAAGAUCCUUGGAGUACUAGCUGUAUUUGGAGUGAUGGUGUGGUAUACAAUAUCCCGGGAAGAAAGUUUUGAUUUUCACAUUAUGCAAGAUGAAAAGAUGACUUGUCCUCUGGGAGAAGUAGAAAAGAAAGCUGCACAGCUCAUAGCAAAUUAUACACGGGAUCAUCCACUAUUUUUACAGCUAAAGGACUACUUCUGGGUAAAGACCCCCUCACUCUAUGAGCUACCAUAUGGGACUAAGGGAACUGAGGAAAUACUCCUCCGGCUCUUGGCUGUCACAAGUUACUCUCUUCCUGAAAGCGUACAAAGUUUGAAGUGCCGGAAAUGUGCAGUUGUAGGGAAUGGUCACCGACUCAGAAACAGCUCUAUGGGAGAUGUCAUUAACAAAUACGAUGUUGUGAUCAGGUUGAACAAUGCUCCUGUCCAUGGUUAUGAACAUGAUGUGGGCUCCAAAACCACUAUGCGGCUCUUCUAUCCAGAAUCAGCACACUUUAACCCCCAAACCGAAAAUAACCCAAACACAUUGCUGGUGCUCGUGGCAUUCAAACCCAUGGAUUUCCUGUGGAUGGAAACAAUUCUCCAUGAUAAGAAGAGAAUUCGAAAGGGCUUCUGGAAACAGCCUCCAUUAAUCUGGGAUGCAAAUCCUGAGCAAGUGAGAAUCCUGAAUCCAUAUUUUAUGGAAAUUACUGCUGCUAAAUUGCUUAAUAUACCAAUGAAGCAGCUGAGGAAGUUUAAACAGAAACCAACCACAGGAUUGGUAGCUAUCACAUUAGCCUUGCACUUCUGCGACAUGGUCCAUAUUGCAGGCUUCGGAUACCCAGAUUCUGCCAACAAGAAGCAGUCUAUACACUACUACGAACAAAUCACUGUGAAGUCUAUGGCUACAUCAGGGCACAAUGUUUCACAUGAAGCAUCAGCAAUAAAAAAGAUGCUUGAAAUGGGACUGAUCAAGAACCUCACUUACUUCUGAUGAUAUAUGGACUUCUGCUCUGCCCCCCCCCCCCGCCCCCACCGAGCUGGUUGUUUGGUCAGCUCUUGGGGCUGGCAGCUUCUCACACACAGUUGCCUCUUCUUCCCCAAACUGACUGAUGAAGAGACCCUGGAAUAUUGCUCAAAGGACAGAUGGGGGUAGAAGCGUGUCGUGGAUGGCCCCGGAAAGAGCUGGAUGUCAGUGAGCAGAGCAGGGGGCCUUGGUUGAUGGUGACCUCCAUGGAGUCGUCUGCAUCUGAAAAGCUGCAAGAUUUUCUUGACUUCAGAUAAAGGUUUUUAGGAAAUGAAGCUCCUGAAAUCUUCCGUAGCGGUAGAGAUGUACUGUUUCAGUGACCAAAGCCAGUUCUGACUGUGGGCCUCACCAGUGAUGCAAGCGACAUUCCCAUAGGAGUCCAAUCAUCUCUGCUGUGGCAUGUUGCUGCGUGAAUCACUGUUGCCUUCCCACUCUGAGAGAUGCAGUGGCGGCUGUUUACUCGUCUGUGUAACUGAUUCUUUUGUUGCCCAGUUGAGCAAUAGGCAACUGAAUGGUGGAUUAUUGAGUGUUAGCCAUCUUUGCUUUCCUGCCAUAAUGAAGAUAAUACAAAGUGUUCUGGUUCAUGUCCCCUGUGCAGUAAAAGAGUUUAGGAUGGUCAGGAGAAAGAUGGCUGGAGCUGAUGGUGUUGAUCAUGUUUAUCUCUCUUCCAUUGGCUAUGUUUUUUGAGACUGCAGCAUAAGAGGAGAAUACCCUUCAGUAUUUUUUAGAUUUUAAAAUUUUUUUUAACUGAAAACAUUCAAGAUGAACUGAACGCUUGGUUUUUCCAGGCACUUGGCUGAAAGUAAUUCUCCUUCUGUGAAGGAUGUGUGUAUUUGUGAGUGUAUGUUUAAUCUCUUUCUUUCUCUGUCCAAACCUGUUUUUCAAUAUAAACUUUAGGCUUCUUUCCUCCAGUAUAUGGGAGUUACAUCCCUGCCAGAAUAAGAUUACAAUACAAAGGAAGGGAGAAAAUACAGGAACGUGCCUCAUACUGAGUCAUGCCAUUGAUCUAUCUAGCCCAAACGUUUCAACAGACUGGAAGAUGCUUUCCAGGGUUUGGGAAGGAGGCUUUCCUGACCCUUUCUGUAGAUGCAAGAGAAUAAACCUGGGCUUUCUACAAGUAAAACAUGUGCUCCCCGAAGGAGUUGAGAAGUGCUCCUUGUAGAGAGAAGGAACCAAAAUAGUGUUUCUCAGUAAUUGAACCUAAGACUACACAGCACCUUUGUCUGCCUUUUCCAGUAUAUAGAAAAGAUUUGCCAUCACGACUGAUCAGGGGUUAAAAGUGGGAUGAAAGUGGAAUGAAUUUAAAGUAAACUGCCUCUUUAUUUAGGCAAGUGGAGCGGGUUGGUCCAGUUAUUUCAGAAAUGGGCCCCAAGUUGGAUUUAACUUCCUAUCAUGGGCACAAGAGCAAUGCUUGGCAGAGGCUGUUCUCUAAUAUUUCUGGUUUUGUGUAGGCCUAAGAGUCAAGAGCCUACAUUGCUUCAGUGUAGCAGAAAUAUCUGCUGGCAUUGUUAACAUUAUGCAAUUUCUGUGCUGAAUAACAAUGUGGCAAAUUGUAUGUGGAUCAGUGGUUAAUCGUCAGAGUUGACAACCCAUUGCAUAAUCGCAGUGUGCAAAGGCAAGGCAUAGAAACAAUGUUCACCCCACUCUUUGAACUUUAAUGUGCUACCCUAUGCACAACAGCCUCAAGCGUGCAACUCCACUUACAUGCCAUCAGCUGAAAAGUUACUCUACAUGCAUAGUGCAACUUACGUUUGCAUAUGUCACUAAUAGGAUGCCAACCAAUAUGUUCAUUUCCUUCUUAUCAUUCCUGUUUUAGGAUCGAGGUGUAUUUAUGUCCCUUAAGUGCACUUGUUCCUUGUUAAAAGUCUGAAUUGACUACUGCAGAAUCUGGAACCUUUUGCAUUCAUAAAGGGGGAGAACACAAAGUGAGACAGAUGAUGAAAUACAUUCUCAAUAGACCAUCACCAUACUUUGCAUGAGCAAAUAAUGUGCCUUAGUCAUGACUGCAAGCACCCAACUUUCUGGGCCUUGCCAGGAACACUACCUCCAAUAGCUUAGGCCAUCACUUCUAUUGCCCUGAAGAUAGUUGGUUGUCCAUAGUAUAGUCUGUAAGAAUAUCCAGAGGACAUAAACACAGGGGCUGGUUUAUCCUGGAAAUCCAGAUUGUUCCUUGCAGGUAAGGGGAAAGAGAGCUUGAAAGUUGUGGUUCUAAGGGGAUUUGACUCCCAUGACUUCUGUUUUUUUCCUUAUUAAGUGAUACUACAGUUCGUUGUUAAGUAAUUUAAUAAAUUUAAUUUAAAGCUACCCUUAUAAAUCAUAAAUAAAACACAGUUGUUUAUUUCAAA